AUGGAAAAUGAAGAACCAACACGCGACUCGAAUGGAAUACUCAAUGAUUUAAAAGGAAGGUCAAUUGAAGCUAAAGUAGAAGAAGUUAAACUAAUACGUGGUGGUGAACUAAGAACAGGAAGAGGAAAAAUGAUUUGCAACAGAUGUGGAAAUCCCGGACACUUGGCAAGAGACUGUAGAAGAAGAUGAGAGAAGAAGAAGAUAGAAAAUGGAGGCACAGACUUGGGGCACAUGGUAAAGCUGUAAAUUGUGGUGGGUUUGAAAAUAAAAUAAAUGAAAAAUAAAAUUAAAAUUUGGGAAAUUAAGAAAAGACCAGGGGACGGUCUUCCCCGGGGUUGGAGGUGUAAGGCGUACUUUGAUCCGGAUGGGCAAGGAUGGAGAAAAGGAACUUUAGUUCCUUUGGGAAAGGAUUUAAUAAGGGGAGGAGAUUGACAGAUA
Messenger RNA from Meloidogyne enterolobii, 438 nucleotides. The record is from the annotation of a GenBank genome assembly. NCBI's taxonomy places the organism in Eukaryota, Metazoa, Nematoda, Chromadorea, Rhabditida, Meloidogynidae.